Wyeomyia smithii (pitcher-plant mosquito) is the source of this 626-nucleotide messenger RNA. Its product is annotated as MD-2-related lipid-recognition protein-like. Gene Ontology annotation, molecular function: sterol binding. NCBI's taxonomy places the organism in Eukaryota, Metazoa, Arthropoda, Insecta, Diptera, Culicidae. The record is from RefSeq and is a predicted model, not a curated record. The transcript is spliced from 3 exons. Gene Ontology annotation, biological process: intracellular cholesterol transport. Bases 97 to 573 code for a protein of 158 amino acids.
GCAGAUUCAGUGUCGGCUGACCAGACUUCAGUCAUCGGUCGAUCGUCAAUCACUCCAGCUGAAAGUUAGUGUAGAUUAUUACUGCUGCUGUAAUCUAUGGGAAGAGUGGUGGCAUUUUUGUUGGUCAUUGGCCUGGCGGCUCUCGCACGUGGAGAAGUGAUCAACUUUCAGAACUGCACUGAGAGCGUAAAAUGUGAGGUGCAUGAAGUUCGGGUUGAUCCGUGUCCAGAAUCGGCGCAGAGUAAACCCUGCGCGAUGAUAAAAGGUAGAAACGCUACCAUCGCGUUCGAUUACACGCCGGAAUUCAACGCUACGACGGCCACGGCUAAAGCCUUCUGGACCCAGACAUCCAUGGAUUUACCGUUCGCCGGAAUGGAUAACGAGGGGUGCAAGUACACCAGCUGUCCGAUCGUCGCCGGACAACGGCAGAGCUACUCGUACAAUCUUUCGAUCAAGAAGGCGUUUCCUAGUCGAGCCUAUGACGUCAAAUGGCAACUAAUGAACGAGGAGCAGAAAAUGUGUUGCUUUAUCAUUCAAAUUGCAAUCACGGAUAAGAAGGGCAAGAAGGGAUAAAACUUAUAUCCAGGAUUUGUUGUGUAGGAAUUACAAUACACGAUUUGUCGACU